AUGACUAAUCAAGAUGAUCCAUCAGUCAAUACUCCUGUUGACUUUCUAAGAGAAGAUGUCAAAUACGCAGAAGAGCAUGACUUGCAGACUUUGAGUAUCUUUACAAAACAAACCAGAGAUGAUAAGCUUCUCAUGGGCGUUGGAGAACCUUUCACAACUCCAUCCAAGAUUUGGGUAAUUUAUAUUCAUGGGGGAGCGUGGCGUGAUCCACUUGAGACAUCUUCUUCUUUCAUUCCAACGAUGAAUAGUCUUGUGACUUCAUCUGUUGAAUCCAAGAUUGCAUCAUUUGCAAGCAUCAAUUAUCGUCUAUCUUCUCAUCCAUCCUUUCCUCAAGAUUCUUCAUCAAUUCCGAAACACGAAUAUCGCAAUGCUAAGCACCCUGAUCACUUAAAAGAUAUAUGUUCUGCACUAUCUUAUUUACAAUCUAAAUACUCCAUCGAAGAUCAAUAUCUACUCCUUGGUCAUUCAUGUGGUGCAACACUAUCAAUGCAAAUUUCGAUGGGGAAAGAAUAUUUACAUUCUUGUGGUAUACCAGAUGAGCAAUUGAAUUUCAAACUCCCACGAUAUGUUCUUGGAGUAGCUGGAAUUUACGAUUUAAGAUUACUUCGUCAAACACAUCCUGAUCCUGCAUACAAUCAAUUUCUCACUCAAGCAUUUGGGUCUGACGAACAACUUUGGGAUGAAGUUUCACCAGCGAAAUAUUCCACAUUUGAGGAAUUUGAAAAGAGUGGAAAGAUUCUUGCUUUUGCUACUUCACCAGAUGAUGAAUUGGUUGAUGAGAUACAAAUUGAUGUUAUGUUGAGAAAUUUGCAUGGUAUUAAUGGAGUGGUGGUGAAAAAUCUCAAAAAUCAUUUGAAGGGAACUCACAACAAAAUCUGGGAGACUGGAAAUUUGGCCCAUGCUAUAGUUGAGGUCUUGAAUUUAUUGGAGUAG
Molecule: messenger RNA, 933 nt
Organism: Botrytis sinoallii
Lineage: Eukaryota; Fungi; Ascomycota; Leotiomycetes; Helotiales; Sclerotiniaceae
Exons: 2
Coding region: 1-933 (310 amino acids)
Molecular function (GO): arylformamidase activity
Source: RefSeq, a predicted model, not a curated record